Galendromus occidentalis (western predatory mite) is the source of this 1242-nucleotide messenger RNA. RefSeq names its product growth hormone-inducible transmembrane protein. The transcript has 4 exons. Gene Ontology annotation, cellular component: mitochondrial inner membrane. The record is from RefSeq and is a predicted model, not a curated record. NCBI's taxonomy places the organism in Eukaryota, Metazoa, Arthropoda, Arachnida, Mesostigmata, Phytoseiidae. The coding region runs from base 101 to 1078 and encodes 325 amino acids.
GUAGAUCACAGAGCAUCGGACAGUGAGCAGUAUCGCUGCGUUCGGCAACAUCGAGUCACAGAUAUUCCAGCAGAAAAUCAGCGCCCGUUGAACUUGAAGAAUGCUAUCGGCGUCGAGAUUGGCACUCUCUGCCGUGUGCAGGAACAGCCAAAAUGCCCUUCUCAGGACCAACCCCUGUGCGCGUAAUUUCACCCAAAGGAGCCGGCUCGAGAAAAUCGUGGAGAGACGAAGGAGUCUCAAAGAGGUCGUCGCGAAACCCGCCGGGUCAACGGCGUUCGAGAUUGGCAAAGGUGCCAUCGCUGGAGGCUCCUUAUUCGGACUGGGAGCUCUCUGCUACUACGGCUUGACUUUCGAGCCAACCUCGGUGAGCACCAGAGCGGCGAUAUGGCCGGAAUACGUAAAGGAGCGAGUCCGUACGACUUAUGCCUACUUCGGUGGAGGACUGGCGAUCACCGCUGCAUCGGCUGCGGCCAUCUUCCGAAGCCCUGCCGCCAUGAACCUCGUCGCGCGAAACUCUAUACCCGCGAUGAUCGGCAGCAUCGUCCUCAUUAUCGGGUCGAAUAUACUUGUGCACAGUUUGCCCUAUGAACCGGGACUGAACGGCAAACAACUGGCCUGGGCAGGCCACAGCGCUCUCAUGGGAGCGAUGGUAGCACCGCUCUGCAUUCUGGGAGGUCCCCUUCUGAUGCGGGCGGCUUGGUAUACCGCCGGCGUAGUCGGUGGUCUCUCGGCGGUGGCUUGCUGCGCCCCGUCGGACAAGUUCAUGAACAUGGGGGGUCCUCUGGCCGUAGGUCUCGGAGUCGUCUUUGCCUCAUCGGUGGGGUCCGCGUUCCUUCCGCCCACGACCGCAUUGGGCGCCGGCCUGUACUCGAUGAGCAUGUAUGGAGGUCUCCUGCUAUUCAGCGCUUUCCUGCUGUACGACACUCAGAAGAUCAUGCGUAGAGCUGAAACUCAUCCGCAGUACGGUGUCGUUCCGUACGACCCGAUCAACAACUCAAUUUCGAUCUACGCUGACACGUUGAACAUCUUCAUCCGAAUCGCUAUGUUGCUCGGUGGAGGAGGAAGCCGCAAGAAGUGAUCCGUUGGGAGGGAAUUCCUCGGCACCCGUGCGCGCGGGCUGUGACGGGAUGUUCCCCUAGUGUAUAGGAUAUCCAUGCAGGAUAGUCACUGUGUACGUAAAUAUUUAAGGUCGGGAAAUAAAAAAGCUCACGGAGCAUCGGAACGGCUGUUAUUGAAAAAAAA